AUGCCUUCCUCUUCCAUUCUUUUCAGCGGCGCCGUAGUCGGCAGCCUUUUCACCCAAGUAGCGCUGGCCUACACGGUGGUACAGAUCCCAUCUUCCUUCAUGAACAAGAACAUCGACCCGAUCAAGUAUCCGGGUGCGUAUGACAAGUCGCACCUGCACUCCUUCUACGGCUCGGACGCCAUCAAGGCCACGACCAACUCCAGCGCCGAGCUGCAGAAAGGGUGCACAAACGCCGACAACGCAAACGACCUCUCCUCCUACUGGGUCCCGACGCUCCUCUACACCAAGGACAGCGGCAAGACCUACGAGCCCGCGCCCUUGUUCCGCUUCAGCGCCUACUACAACCUGGGCGAGACCGAGGCCCAGGUGCCCAUCCCGCAGAACCUCAGGAUGGUGGCCGGCAACGCCGACGCCACGACCGCGGCCGAGAUGCCGGCCGACGCCAAGAUCAGCUGGUUCUGCGAGACCGAGAAGACGAGCAAGGCUGAGGACGUCGAAGACGACGCCAAGCCGUCGGACAACAACUCCACGGCGGCGGUGGACAAGAACGGCUUCCCGUCAAAGACGUGCUCGACGCACCUGCAGACGCUCAUCUACUUCCCGCAGUGCGUCAACAACGUCACGCUCCAGACGGCCUACAAGUCCAAGACGUACGGCACCGAAAACUACUGCCCCAAGGGCAUGUACAGCAUGCCUCAGCUCCGCUUCAGCAUCCGCUACGACCUGCGCAAGGCCCUGCCCAACGGCUGGGACGGCGAGGCGCCGCUGCGCCAGGCCUGCGGAGGCAACAUCUUCUGCUCGCACGCCGACUUCAUCAACGGCUGGACAAAGAUGGCGGCCGAGAACAUGCUCGCCACCACGAAGGAGAAGCAGCACUUUAGCCUCGUCACGGGCGACCGCGUCAAGACGAACUGCACGCAGCACGACGCCGACCCCAAACACGGCACCAGCGACUAUGCCGAGAGCCUCAAGCUGAUGGGCAAGCGAUCCGUUGAGGCCGUCGGGUGGUCUUCGCACAGCAGGAUGGUCAAGCUGUGA
Pyricularia grisea is the source of this 1038-nucleotide messenger RNA. RefSeq lists its product as uncharacterized. Bases 1 to 1038 code for a protein of 345 amino acids. NCBI's taxonomy places the organism in Eukaryota, Fungi, Ascomycota, Sordariomycetes, Magnaporthales, Pyriculariaceae. The record is from RefSeq and is a predicted model, not a curated record. The transcript has a single exon.